AUGAAGCUCCAGCUGGCACUUUUUGGCCUCUCCGCCAGUCGAUCAACCGAUCUCUGGAGCCCUGAAGAAGAUCGUCUCUGGACUCCUGAUGUCACCGAAAUCAUCGGCAUCGAUCUCACCGAAGGAGCCCCAUCUCAAUCCUGGACAGUUCCAGUCGACGACAUCGGCCGAUACGCCCACGACCAGUACAUCCGAGUCAAUGUCAACGCUCCGGAAUUGUGGAAGAUCACCGCUUCUUUCGAGAAUUUUCAUCUUGAAGGAAAGGAUUGGAGUGGCGAGUGUACAAACGAUGCGGCGAUUAUCUACGAUGGACCAGAUGGAAACGAGAAGAUUACAGAGUACUGUGGGAGUGGAUCCAAAGCGCCAGUUACAGGAACGAACAACGUGAUGACUCUCGUGCUCAAAACAAACGAGCCAACCAUCUCGUUCACUGGCUUCACCGUCACUUUCACUGCUGAGCCCAUGCCUGAUAUCGAAGCAGCGUGGUUCCAGAUUGUCGAUGAAAUGGGAAAACUUCAGAGUAUGAUUUUCGACGCUCACGCCCACAAAAAAGAUCAUAUUCAGAUGAAAAAGGCUCGUCACAUCCAGCUAAUCUUCCAACGAUACGCCUGGUUCCGCGAUGAAAGCCUCGAGCUUUGCGAAACAUACGCUGGCUCUGGCGAUCCAAAUGCCUUUGUCGCUCCCUACGUCGACACGAAUGACAAGUGCGGAUCCGUCGCCUCCUUUGUUCAUGCUCUUAGGACCUUCCACGAUGCCUUCGUCUGCCGAGACAACACUCCUUUCUCGAUGGCAGAUAAAAGACCAAUUAGGGUACAAAACAGGUUAGAUCGACAGGAGAACUUCUUCCGAAAGCGAAAAUUUGUCAACAUGGGAUGUAACUAA
Messenger RNA from Oikopleura dioica, 882 nucleotides. NCBI's taxonomy places the organism in Eukaryota, Metazoa, Chordata, Appendicularia, Copelata, Oikopleuridae. The record is from the annotation of a GenBank genome assembly.